Candidula unifasciata is the source of this 1171-nucleotide messenger RNA. The record is from the annotation of a GenBank genome assembly. NCBI's taxonomy places the organism in Eukaryota, Metazoa, Mollusca, Gastropoda, Stylommatophora, Geomitridae.
AAAACUGUCUUCUGCAGGCAUUCCUGGAGUUUCAGGAUGAAGCCAGCGCUACAGCCAUGGUGAGUUAUUUCCAGACCAACCCAGCACAAGUGCGCCUGAAGCCUGUCUUUGUACAGUUCUCAAACCACAAGGAACUGAGGACUGAUGCUUCCCACGCUGCACAGAAUGCAAACGCCCAAGUGGCCCUUCAGGCGGCCCACGCUGUUAUGGGAUCUGACGAGCAGUCGACCAUCUUAAGGAUUAUCGUGGAUAAUGCAUUGUAUCCUGUGUCCCUAGACAUUUUAUAUCAGUUAUUUACAAAAUUUGGAAAAGUGUUGAAAAUUAUUACCUUCACAAAAAAUAACACAUUCCAAGCUUUAAUCCAGAUGUCGGAUGCCAUCUCAGCCGCUGCAGCAAAAACAUCUCUGGAUGGCCAGAACAUCUACAAUGGCUGCAACACCUUGAAGAUAGACUACUCAAAACUGAGCAACCUCAGCGUCAAAUAUAACAACGACAAAAGUCGGGAUUUUACUCGUCCCGACCUGCCUACCAAUGACCUUAAUCUUGAUGCAAUGAACCUUGGAGGUCAUCAUGGGGUUCUGAUGUCCUCACUCCCCUACCCAGGACUUAUAUCACCUCAGAUGACCACAGUGGGAGCUUUAUCUCCACACCAGCAAGCAGCACCCGGUUAUGGUGGAUACCCAGGAGUUCCACUCAGUGCUAUGGGUGCCAUGACUGCCAUGGGUGGGUAUGGGCUGCCACCUGGCUUUGGUGCUGCUAGAAUAGGUUUGCCUUAUACAACGGCCAUGGGAAGUUCGGUUAUUCUUGUUUCUAAUCUUGAUGAGGAGAUGGUCAGCCCAGAUGCUCUAUUUACUCUUUUUGGUGUGUACGGAGAUGUACAGAGAGUCAAAGUCUUGUUUAAUAAGAAAGACAAUGCACUUAUACAAAUGGCAGAUCCACACCAGGCACAACUGGCGAUCACCUACCUGGACAAAGCAAGACUCUGGGGAAAGCAGAUCAGAGUAGCCCAGUCUAAACACCAAGUAGUUCAGAUGCCCAAGGAAGGACAGUCUGAUGCCGGCCUUACUAAAGACUUCGUCAACUCACCACUUCAUCGAUUUAAACGCCCAGGAUCCAAGAACUGUCAAAACAUCUUCCCUCCAUCACAAGUUCUGCAUUUAUCCAACAUUCC